AAAUCUACCUGAUCUUAUAAAGUUAAAAAGACGAAAAAAUGAUGGUCUUUGUGAUUACCAAUUCUAUAUUUAUAUUAUAUUAGUAUACCUCAAAAAUCUUACCAUUAUAGAAAAUGCUUCAAUAAAAAUUCGGCUUCAUCUGUCAUUUUAUUAAAAACUUCAUAUGGAUGUUCAGGUUUAAUGCAUCCAUCACAUUAUGUCAAUGUUACAAGAUGAAAAUCAAACUUACAUUUUUUAGUUUUGAUGUAUCUGUUAACAUUCUGUACAUAAGUACUCUGUUUUAAGUAGUCAUUCUGUAACUGACUUCAUAUCACUAAUUUCCUACAUUCGUCAUAAGUCACAAGAUUUAAUCAACUAAACAGGCUAUCAUCCAAUUUUCUUCAUCUGUUCUCAGUAUUAUAAUUCACGGGUAGCCCAUCUACAUAUUUUUAAGUGUCGCCCUCUACGCGCUUUAUAUUUUGUAUGGGUCUAAAUCUUCCACAGUAGACAUCCUUCUAAAUGGGUUGUAAACAUUCUUCUCAUCCUCCCUAUUCUUCCAAGUUUGGCGUCCCGAUUUUAAUCUUUCUGGUUAUUCAAACCUUUUUCACUUCUGUAUUUUUUUUGCGGGUUAACCUCCAUUUUAUCUCACAUGUCUUUCUCAAAUCCUCUCCAUUUUAUUUUUCUUACCUUUCCGGUACUGUAUUAAUCAAAAGACGAGAAAUAAACUUGUACACAUUUUCUUCAGAUUUUAAUUUAUACUGCUGCUAAAUAUAUUAAGUAAUUAAUUACAUUUUCCAAGAGUUGAUCCAGAUGCCAAGAUAUGUAAACCAAGCAUUCAGCAAAAAAAUUUUCGUUUUACAAUUAACUAUAUAAGCAAUCUAAUCUGAAACAAAACAAAAAGGUAUUGAUAUUGAGGGUGGUCAUGUGAGUUAGGCUAAUCUUAAAAUAUGAAGAAAAGUCCUUUGAUAUCACAGAUACGUAUUUAAUUGCUAUCGGCUUUGAACUUAAAUUAAUUAUUUCAUUAUAUUGCCGCAAUUUGAAAAUAAUUGUAUUUGCGAGAUUCAAAGGAUUAUUUUUAAAUUAAAAGAUUGAUAAGUAAACAAUAGUUAAAAACAGUUCACAAACCUUUUUAAUUUUAAUCCUCAUGAGAAUUACUGCAUUUGAUAUUGAAAAGAAGCAUCAGAGAAUCUGGAUCAAUUCAUGGAAUAUCUUACCAAUCAUAUUCCAUCAUUUACUGUCCCUCAAUCUAAUAUUCUCUUCAGAUAUCUUCAUAUAGCCUCCUUCAUGGUUGUCCUUCCCGUGUGGUAUUGUCCUAAUCGUUCGUCUUCUUAAUGUGCCACCAUCCUACAAUCUCCUUGGUGUGUUGUGUAGUAAUUUGAUGUGGGCCUCAUUCACAGCUGUUCCUAAUCCUGUCCCUUUCUUAUAUGUCCUCUAUAAUCCAUCCUCCUCUCUGUCGUAGGACUUAAUCCUCCUCCCUGUCGCGAGUCUUCAUCAUCCAUUCUCCGCCGUGGGUCUUCAUCAUCCAUUCUCCGCCGUGGGUCUUCAUCAUCCAUUCUCCGCCGUGGGUCUUCAUCAUCCAUUCUCCGCCGUGGGUCUUCAUCAUCCAUUCUCCGCUGUGGGUCUUCAUCAUUAAUUCUGUCAUGAAACUAAUCUAUUGUCAUGAAGCUAAUUAUUCAUUCUGUCGGGGUCUCCAUCAUCCAUUCUAUGCCACAGGUCUAUAUCCUCCAUUUUCCGUCCUGGAUGUUCAUCCUCCAUUCUCCGUCGUGGGUCUUCAUCCUCCAUUCUCCGUCGUGGGUCUUCAUCCUCCAUUCUCCGUCGUGGGUCUUCAUCCUCCAUUCUCCGUCGUGGGUCUUCAUCCUCCAUUCUCCGUCGUGGGUCUUCAUCCUCCAUUCUCCGUCGUGGGUCUUCAUCCUCCAUUCUCCGUCGUGGGUCUUCAUCCUCCAUUCUCCGUCGUGGGUCUUCAUCCUCCAUUCUCCGUCCUGUGUCUUCAUCCUCCAUUCUCCGUCCUGUGUCUUCUUCCUCCAUUCUCCGUCGUGGGUCUUUAUCCUCCAUUCUCCGUCGUGGGUCUUUAUCCUCCAUUCUCCGUCGUGGGUUUUCAUCCUCCAUUCUCCGUCGUGGGUCUUCAUCCUCCAUUCUCCGUCGUGGAUCUUCAUCCUCCAUUCUCCGUCGUAUGUCCCACCAUUCUGUGGUGUGGCCCUUUAUUCUCAAUUUUUCCUUUUUGAGUUUUUAUUCUCAUUUUUUCGUCGUGGGUCUGUAUCCUUAUUUCUCCGUCGUAAAUCUUCAUCCUUCAUUCUCAUUCUUGGGUCUUCAUCAUCCGUUCUCCGUCGUGGAUCUUCAUCCUUCAUUUUCCGUCGUGGGUCUUUUUCAUAAAUUCGUCAUCAUGGAUGUUAAUCUUUCAUUCUUCCUCGUGGGCCAUCCUCAAUCGUGGAUCGUUCUCCUCUUCCGAGGUCCUUUGCGCAUUGUCGUCUUUUUCCAAGCCUCUUCGCAGAUCGUCGUCCUCUUCCAAGCCCCUUUGCAGGCCACUGUCGUCUUCUUUCAAGCCUCUUCGCAGACCAUUGUCGUCCUCUUCCAAGCCUCUUCGCAGACCAUUGUCGUCCUCCUCUUCUAAGCCCCUUCGCGGAUCGUCAUUCUCUUCCAAGCCGCUUCGCGGGCCGUUGUCCUCUUCCAAUCCUCUUCACGGGUCGUAGUCAUCGUCCUCUUCCAAGCAUCUUCGCGGACCGUCGUCCUCUUCCAAGCAUCAUCGCGGACCGUCGUCCUUUUCCAAGCCCCUUCGCAGGUCGUCAAUCUCCUCCAUGCCUCUUCGCGGAUGGUCAUUCUCUUCCAAGCCUCUUCAAGUCCCUUCGCAGGUCGUCAAUCUUCUCCAUGUCUCUUCGCGGGUCGUCAUUCUCUUCCAUACGCCUUUGCGGAUAGUCUUCCUUUUCAAUCACCUUUGCGGGUCAUCCUCUUUCAAGUCACUUCGCAGGUCGUCGUCGUCCUCUUCAAAGUCCUUUCGCGGGUCGUCGUCCUCUUCAAAGUCCUUUCGCGGGUCGUCGUCCUCUUCCAAGCCUUUCCGCUGAACGUCCUCUUCUUUCAAGUCUCUUCUUGGGCCGUCCUCCUCUUCUUUCAAGUCUCUUCGCGGGCCGUCGUCCUCUUCCAAGUCUCUUCUUGGGCCGUCGUCCUCUUAAAAGCCUCUCCGCUAGUCGUCGUCCUCUUCCAAAUCCAUUUACAGGUCGUCAAUCCUGUACAUGCCUCUUCGCGGGUCGCCAUCACCUUCAUGACUCUUCGUGGGUUCUCGUCUCCUACAUACCCUUCCCAGGUCAUCUAACGCCUCCAUUCUCUGUUGGUCUCCUCCAGUCCGCUUAGAGUACCUUACUCCUCUAUUCUCCUUGGUGGGUACUUCUUUCUUGGGUAAGAUAUCCUCAAAUGGAUCCAUUCCGUCUUGUCUCUGGUCGUUCCUCUUUCUUCACUAUCCCAUUUCAGAAAGUCUCAUUCCCCCAUCUUGGGCCUUCAUCCUCAAUGGGUCGCAUCUUUCUUGCUCUUCUAUAGUUUAUUUCGCCAGUCUUCCUCCAUUUCGUUUGGCAGGUCGUCCUCGUUUUGUUUAGCCAUCCUCUAUUCUCCUUAACAGGUCUGCAUUCAUCCUCAAUUACAUUUGUGUCCUUCAUUCUCCUUAGUAGGUCUUCCUUCAUUUUAAGUUGAGGGUCGCUCCAUAAUUCUUGACUAGUAGGUCUUUCAUUUUCUGUAACAGGUUCCCAUUUACUCUCACAACUUUCUUCACUCGCCAUAGCCCAUUCUUCUUUAAAGCCCGCCUCCGUCCUUCUUUUUGUAAGGAUAGAGAAUACUUUUCCUCACUCAGUGUUGUACGAUUCUUCAUGGUCGUCCUUUACUCAAUUAAUGAAUGUCAGUCCCCAUUACGUUUCCU
Messenger RNA from Psylliodes chrysocephalus, 3877 nucleotides. The record is from the annotation of a GenBank genome assembly. NCBI's taxonomy places the organism in Eukaryota, Metazoa, Arthropoda, Insecta, Coleoptera, Chrysomelidae.